CACGUAAACAUUAAACAUGGCCGCUCACAAGGCACAUAGCAGUAGCACUGUCAGUGCUAACCUAUCGUUGUUUUAAGGCACUUUGAAGCCACUAAAGUGCACCAUUUAGACAUAUGUCUUACGUGAUGUGACACUGAAGACUGCUGUUUUUUGGGAACCCACUUGUUCCUCAACUCUGCUAUGUUUUGAGUGAGGUUUUAUAUACUAUUACUUAUUUACAUUUAGUCUUAACUCCUGGUUUCCUCUCUAUGUCCAGCAGCCACGAUGAAUACAGUCUGAAGCAGAUGAGCAGCUCUAUGGGCAGCAGGAGACAGGAAGCAGUGGAUGAUGGAGAGCAGAGUCUCAUUGGACCUCCAUCUGCAGCUGGUGGGGAUCUCCUGGACCAUAAUGCCUCCACAGAUCUCCUGGGUCAAGAUGCCUCCACACCGUGGUUCGUCUAUCUGCUGGCCUUCUUCUCUGCCUUGGGAGGAUUCCUCUUCGGGUAUGACACCGGGGUCGUGUCCGGGGCCAUGCUGCUCCUGAAGAAGGAGAUGAACCUAAGCUCUCUGUGGCAGGAGCUGCUGGUUUCCAGUACUGUUGGGGCUGCGGCGCUCUCUGCCCUCAGUGGAGGCUUCUUGAACGGGUGGCUGGGGCGAAGGGUCUGCAUCCUUCUGGCCAGUUUCAUCUUCAGCGUCGGUGGCAUCAUCUUGAGUUUGGCCCCGGGCAAGGUGGUUCUUCUUGUGGGCAGGAUCACAGUUGGUUUGGGCAUAGGCAUUGCCUCUAUGACAGUUCCUGUAUACAUCGCUGAAGUUUCCCCCCCUCACCAGAGAGGUCAGCUGGUCACUAUCAACUCCCUCUUCAUCACUGGUGGCCAGUUUAUUGCCAGUGUAAUCGAUGGAGCUUUCAGCUACAUGAGCCACGACGGCUGGAGGUACAUGCUGGGUUUGUCCGUUGUCCCAGCGGUGCUGCAGUUCGUCGGCUUCCUCUUCCUGCCGGAGAGCCCCCGUUGGCUUCUCCAGAAGGGCCGGAGCCAAGAGGCCCGCCAAACUCUCAGCCGGAUCAGAGGAGGCCAGAGCGUUGACGAGGAGUACGACACCAUCAGAAGCAGCAUCGAGGAAGAGAAAAAGGCGGGUGGAGGAGGUCUUGUUAUUUUACGGAUCCUUCGCCACGGUCCGACUCGAAGGGCUCUCAUCGUUGGCUGCGGCCUCCAGAUGUUUCAGCAGCUGUCUGGGAUAAACACCGUCAUGUACUACAGUGCAACCAUUCUGCAGAUGGCUGGGGUGCAGGAUGUUAAACAGGCAAUCUGGUUGUCUGCUGCAACUUCUGCUACCAACUUUGUGUUCACCUUGGUUGGAGUCUGGCUGGUGGACAGAGUGGGCCGCAGGAAGCUGACCCUGGGAAGCCUUGUAGGGACCGGUCUGAGUCUGACUUUGUUGGCAGUCGGGUUCUUGCUGUCUGCCCAGUCUUCUCCACCCAUCAGCUUCCACCCAGUCGACUCUCAAAACUCAACCUGCAGACUAUACGGGUUCUGUGAACUCUGCAUGUUGGAUCCGAGUUGUGGAUUUUGUUAUCGUGAAAACGGCACCAGAGUGUACGACUCCUCCUGCGUUCCUGUCAAUCAAGCGUCCACGGAUUACGCCGCCUGGGGAAGUUGUUCCAACCAGACGGAGGCGACUGACAGCCCAAUCUGGGCCUACAACUACUGUCCUACAUCCUACUCCUGGGUCGUCCUGCUGGGCCUCAUCCUCUACCUCGCAUUCUUUGCUCCAGGUAUGGGCACCAUGCCUUGGACAGUGAACUCGGAGAUCUACCCACUGUGGGCCCGCAGCACCGGCAACGCCUGCUCAGCCGGGGUCAACUGGAUCUUCAACGUCCUGGUGUCUCUGACUUUCCUUCAUGUCGCUCAGUUUCUGACCUAUUACGGGGCAUUCUUCAUGUACACGGGUUUGGUGGUAUUGGGUCUGCUCUUCGUCCAGGGCUGCCUCCCAGAGACCCAGGGCCUGCAGCUGGAGGACGUCGACAACCUGUUCACCGGUCCGCUCUGCUCCUGUGGAGCCUCCUCGCCCAAUGGCCAAGUCCACUACAUCCGGGUAAAAGGCAGCAACUACCUCACCUCUGACAACGACGCCUCAGAUGUAGAGUAGUCUGGGAAGAUUUUCUCUUUCUGCUCUGUCCUUUGGUUCGUUGAUGCUGGGAGGAAACCUGAGAAAAAAGAGGCUUGAGCUCUCUGGUGAUUGGCUAAAACUGGCCCUUUCCCCUCACUCAUCAUCUCUGUUUUUUUCCGUUUGUCUCACCUGGGAGUUGGUCUGCUUUUUCUAUUGGUGCAUUUCUCCUUGUUUCCCAUCAUUCCUUCUGUCAUCAUAAACGGGAACAUUGGAGCGAGACUUUCCAGGAUUAUUGUGAGCAGAGGUUAAUUGGAACAGUGCUGCUGGGAUAAGCAAUAUCCCAGGAAAGUUAAGGUAUGUCAUAACAAAUCAUGUGAAACUGAAGCAGAUUAUGGUACUCUUAUGGAAAGUCCCGGUCUAACAAACUGAUCAUCUGUAUUUUAAGGGCAUUGAAGAUGACCUUUGGGGAAUGGCUUUUGUUUUUCCCAGCUAGUGGCAUUUUAGAAACAUGUCUUUGUUUGUUUUUUCAGUGAGUUCAGAAAUCAAGUGACCUGUACUAUGAAGCAGGAUUUGGGGUCAGCGAGGUAACUACAGGUUUAACUCUGGGUUUUCAGCCCUACGACGGUGGCUCCCUUCUUACCGGGGUGGAUCGCCAUUGGUAACCAAAUGCAGAGAGGACAGCUGGCAUAUGAAAAUAAGCCUCAUUACCCCUUUGAAUUAUAUAUAUUUUUUAUUUGCGCCCAAGUCUGUUUCAGUCUUUUCCACCGGGGUCGGGGGCGCAGGUCAAAGAAGGUUAACACUGUCGUACACACCACAUUUUCCUACAAGGGAUUAAUGAAGUAACUUAUUUUAUUCUAUUAUGUUCAAUAAGCAUCAUAUUGAUUUAACGGAAUACAUGAAGUAAUUAUAGUCCGAUCUACUCCUGCUAUAGAUGGGGCAGUGAUAUUAUAAGUCUGUUAAUUUACGUAUUCACACAGUUGGCAAUUUUUUUCUUCUGCCAGCUGUCCUUCCUGCAUCUGACAGCAGCAACUAUGUUAUGUGGAUUAUGUGUUUAACUUCUUCGUAUUUGUCUAAUAUUAUGGUUUGCUCAAACACCGCCCCUUUUAUGUGACUGGGGUUAUUUACCGAGUUGAUAACCACCGUCGUAGGGCCGUUUAGCGGGAUCGUGGUUGUUAGUUAAACCAGAUAACGAGAAGACACCCUGGGUGUGUUGAGCCCGCUUCAUAGUACAGGCCUCUGGUUGCUGACUCAUUAUUUCAUCAGCCUUUCUGUAGCAUCAAGUCCAUUUUAUUUCCAGAUAGUGUAAAGAGCUCUUUUUCAUGAUUUCCAGUCUGAGCAUCCAUCUGUACCUUCUAUCUUUCAAAACACAUUCCUGUUAAAAUCACUGACAUGGGUUUAAUCUUUUGAUCUGUGCUGGUGUAUAACAAAACAGUUGAUUGUGGAUUGCUGCUAUGGUUUGCACAGUGGGAGAGUUUGCACUUUAAAAAAACAAAAAUGUGACUUUUUUAUUUUUAGAUUUUUAUAUGUCAGAUUGCUAUAACGAGUUGCUCAAAUCUUAAAAAUGUUCUAGCAAGGUUUGGAAAUCAGCCCAGCAGCGAACUACGGAGCGGUGGGGUCAGACAGUGCCAUAGCCUAUAUAACUGUAAGUACUGCAUCAACGGGACAAUAAUAACUUUCCUGCUAUGCUACAACAGUGUUAAUUUGCCUUUUUUUAAUGUUCAAUUUUUUUGUUUUCGCAGCUCAAAUAAUGGUGACCAAGUAGCCCUGAACAACUUUGUAUUUCCUGUUGUAAUGUUUAAUAAUGCAGUAGGACCGAAGCUGUUGCCCUAGCAACAGAAUGGCAAUGAAAAGGUCUAAUACAGAGCACCUUCUUUCCCAUUUGGGUUAAAAACACGCACAAUGAGUUGAACGUGGUACUUUUGUGUGAUUCUUUGUGGAGAAACUCAGUUUUACAGAUCUGUCGACAAAAUUGUAUCAGUGUAAGUCGACUAAGAAUUUCUUUGGUCGAGGACAGCCCUGUUGAUUACCUUAUUUAAGAUUGCUUGUUUUUCACUAAAAAAAGAUGUGUCCUAUCUGUGAUGCAAUAAAAUAUUGGUAUUGGUAAUAUAUUGGUAAUAUAAAAAAUAUUUGUUUCUUAACAAAAUGUAAGGUAAAGUGAUUCCAAUAUGUUUUGGUGCAAUUUUAAGAGUUUUAAUCAUAUUUUGAUCAUGAUCAGGAUAAUAUUGUGAAUUAUUUUGGCCAAGAUAAUCGUGACAAGAAAUUUUCCUAGUUCACAACAUCCUGUUUGUACAGCAGUUUUUAAAAAAGCCAAUUUGCGUUUUAAGAUCUAAAAAGUGUACAAGAUUUCCUGUCAAGAUUUCCUCUGCUAUCAAAGUCUUCUGAUGCAGUCUUUUUUUAUUACAGUGCAAGCUGUGCAGCUGAUGUGUUCCUUUUGGUACUGUGUCAUUUACAUUUUGUAUAUGAAAUACUCAUUUUGAAUGUACAGUUACCAUCUAUGUCUAUUUGAUCAUGUUCUGAUCAUCAAUGAGAUCUUUGAGAAAUAAACAUACACACAUUGAAGCAAUUAUACCUGACAGUAUUUAUUAUGGAAAACUUAACUGUUUUUAACAUUUAGAUAGUCAGCAGAUGUGCUGUGUAUGAGUGUGUGUAUUGACUCAAAAGUACAUUUCAGAGUAAAAACAAAAAGCAUUGAUAUAAAAUAAUAUAGCUCCCAUGUAAAGCUGAAACAAUAAAUCGAUUAGUUGGCAACUAUUAAAUAAUUGCCAACUUUUUUGAUAAUGGAUUAAUUGGUUUGAGUAUUUUUUUUAUGAAAAAAAAGUCAAAAUCCUCUGAUUUCAACUUCUUAAAUGGGAAUAUUUUCUGGAGUCUUUCCUCCUCUGUGACAGUAAACUAAAUAUCUUUAAG
Messenger RNA from Sebastes umbrosus (honeycomb rockfish), 4988 nucleotides. RefSeq names its product proton myo-inositol cotransporter-like. Gene Ontology annotation, biological process: transmembrane transport. The record is from RefSeq and is a predicted model, not a curated record. Gene Ontology annotation, cellular component: membrane. Lineage: Eukaryota; Metazoa; Chordata; Actinopteri; Perciformes; Sebastidae. The transcript is spliced from 10 exons. Gene Ontology annotation, molecular function: myo-inositol:proton symporter activity. Bases 249 to 2123 code for a protein of 624 amino acids.